UCAAUACGACAGCGUGAGGCCUCAUCUGCUGCAUUCUUCGGCCAGCGGGCUCUGGCCUUAUAAAGACUCACCGCCAAGGCCGAUCACAUCCAGUCCCAAUGCAUCACAAUCGUCGUAAAUCCGGCCAUGGCUCGACGAAUAGCUCAACCACCGACGUCCGCAAGGUUAUGACCACUUCGGACCUCACCAAGUCCAGACGGCCCCAGACCCUUGUCAGGAAGUCCACCCCGCAAACGGCCCAAAAGCUGGGCAAGAAUCCCAGGGACCGCGAGAGGGAAUGGGAGGAGGAGCGUUGGGUUGAGGACGAGCGGGAGAGUUUCCCGCAGUUUUGCAUGACUUGCGAAAAACAAUUCACCCCGCAGGAUGAAAAGUUUUUAUAUUGCUCUGAGGCAUGCCGCGAACGUGACCAGAAUGUCAGUGUUAGAGCCUCGUCAUCACACGCGUCGGCACGGGGGCAUGACAGCUUCGGCGGAAGCACACUUGUUUACCCCGCUGGGAGCGAAGAGCCCCGAGAUAUCAUCCCGCGUGCAUCGCCAUCCCGUUGGUCGCCCCCCACAACGCCAGCGAGCGGUCAACACACGGGCGGCCAAUACACGAACGGUCAAUAUACGAGCGCGGUCUCGGCCCUGCGGUCGCUUAGCAUCCGGCCGGUGAGCCCGACGUCGCCCAUGGCCGGCAGUGCGAUGUGGUCGUUCGCCCGAAGCGCCCUCGCCAGCCCUAGCACUUCGUACACGAAGACGUCGCCGAGCUUUUACCCGUCAACGUACGACAACGGAUAUAUCGUUACAGGAUACAAAUACGGCCAAGGUGGGGGUACGACCUCGGAUCGUCCCUUGCCUGCGCGACGACCAGGCGCUUACUCGAGACCCAAGAGCAUCGAGCUAGUUACGCCGAUAGUUGGUCGCUGAGCGACGAAUCCGGAAAGGGGCACUGCCUGGGUUACUACAGUGCUGACGUGAGAUUCGGAGAGUUUCGCGCACUAUCGACCGACUCUGCCACGUUCAACAGCUCAGAUCGGUGCAUGACGGUGUGGGGGUCUCCGGUCGAUUUCCAGGCUUUACUACGUGCAUUAUUUACGUCGCGGCCCUCUAUGGCUCAGUUACAUCGAAGAGGUGCGGGGUGUCUCCCACCAGACCGCAAGGGAGGGAGAUAACGAUGCAACUCUCUCCCCACGGCCUCAAGCUCAGCAGCUGUAGCCAAUCGCGCAAUCGCCAUGGCACCCGACUCGGCUCAAGUUAUUGGCUCUACGGCCCUUCUUUCCCUCC
Molecule: messenger RNA, 1265 nt
Organism: Durotheca rogersii
Lineage: Eukaryota; Fungi; Ascomycota; Sordariomycetes; Xylariales; Xylariaceae
Exons: 3
Coding region: 99-908 (269 amino acids)
Source: RefSeq, a predicted model, not a curated record